CCUUAAGAAACCCUAACAACAAGGGUUAGGGUUUCGAAUAUAUAGAUCGGAAAGGGGAGCAAUUGAACGACGGCCGUGCGCUGAAGGAGAGCUCAAGAGAACCCUAGAGAGCUCUGCGAUCCCGCGAAAAUGGGUAUCUCUAGGGAUUCAAUGCACAAGCGCCGCGCCACUGGCGGCAAGAAGAAGGCGUGGAGGAAGAAGAGAAAGUAUGAAUUGGGCCGGCAGCCAGCAAACACAAAGCUAUCGAGCAACAAAACUGUGAGGAGAAUCCGUGUGAGAGGAGGUAAUGUCAAGUGGAGGGCUCUUAGGCUGGAUACUGGGAAUUAUUCAUGGGGCAGUGAGGCUGUCACUCGCAAGACCCGUGUCCUUGAUGUGGUGUACAAUGCCUCGAACAACGAGCUUGUGAGGACCCAGACUCUUGUCAAAAGUGCUAUUGUACAGGUUGAUGCCGCCCCCUUCAAGCAGUGGUACAUCCAGCACUAUGGUGUUGAGGUUGGGAGAAAGAAGAAGGCUCCUGCGACCUCUGCCAAGAAGGAAACAACUGAGGAUGGUGAAGCUGCUGCUGCUGAAGAGGAAACUAAGAAGAGCAACCACGUUCUCAGGAAGCUGGAGAAACGCCAGGAGGGUCGCACUCUCGAUCCUCAUAUCGAGGAGCAAUUUGGUGGUGGCAGGCUACUUGCUUGCAUCUCAUCCCGCCCAGGCCAAUGUGGCAGAGCUGAUGGAUACAUACUAGAAGGCAAGGAGCUCGAAUUUUACAUGAAGAAGAUCCAGAGGAAGAAGGGCAAGGGUGGUGCUGGUGCUGCUUAAGUGAGCCUGCAGCUUGAUAUCAAGAAUUUCACAUUUAGUUUAAGAUCAUUUCUUGUAGUUUACAGUUUUUCUGAACAAUUAAUUUGGCAUGAUCCAGAUUUUGCUAUGACUUCCUCAUUUAAUGGUGUUAUCAUGUUGUGGUACCUUGAAUGAUAUUCUCUAAGCUUUGUUUCAACUGAGAAUUUUGUUGA
This is a messenger RNA of Dioscorea cayenensis subsp. rotundata (Guinea yam), 998 nucleotides long. RefSeq names its product 40S ribosomal protein S8. Gene Ontology annotation, cellular component: cytosolic small ribosomal subunit; ribosome. NCBI's taxonomy places the organism in Eukaryota, Viridiplantae, Streptophyta, Magnoliopsida, Dioscoreales, Dioscoreaceae. Bases 130 to 807 code for a protein of 225 amino acids. Gene Ontology annotation, molecular function: structural constituent of ribosome. The record is from RefSeq and is a predicted model, not a curated record. The transcript has 5 exons. Gene Ontology annotation, biological process: maturation of SSU-rRNA from tricistronic rRNA transcript (SSU-rRNA, 5.8S rRNA, LSU-rRNA); translation.